AUGGAUUCCUUUGGGCAACCCAGACCAGAAGAUAACCAGUCAGUAGUCAGCAGAAUGCAAAAGAAAUACUGGAAAACUAAACAGGUCUUUAUCAAAGCAACAGGAAAAAAAGAGGAUGAGCACGUGGUGGCAUCUGAUGCUGAACUGGAUGCUAAACUUGAGGUUUUUCACUCCAUUCAAGAGACAUGCACUGAACUUCUGAAGAUAGUCGAGAAAUAUCAGCUAAGACUCAAUGUUAUAUCAGAGGAAGAAAAUGAGCUAGGGCUCUUUUUAAAGUUUCAAGCAGAACGGGAUGCAACUCAAGCUGGCAAAAUGAUGGAUGCCACUGGCAAGGCACUCUGUUCUUCAGCCAAGCAAAGAUUGGCCCUGUGUACUCCCCUGUCUCGUCUUAAGCAAGAAGUAGCAACAUUCAGUCAGAGGGCAGUAUCUGAUACCUUGAUGACGAUUAAUCGAAUGGAGCAGGCACGCACAGAAUACAGAGGAGCUCUGCUGUGGAUGAAAGAUGUAUCCCAAGAACUGGACCCAGACACCUUAAAACAAAUGGAAAAAUUCAGAAAAGUACAGAUCCAAGUGAGAAAUAGCAAAGCUGCUUUUGACAAGUUAAAGAUGGAUGUUUGUCAGAAAGUGGAUUUACUUGGAGCUAGUCGCUGCAAUAUGCUAUCUCAUUCACUCACUACCUACCAGAGAACACUGCUUGGAUUCUGGGAGAAAACAGCUCAAAUGAUGUCCCAAAUCCACAAGGCCUGUAUUGGCUUUCAUCCAUAUGAUUUUGUAGCUCUGAAGCAACUACAGAACACACCAAGCAAGCUUACUGAAGACCACAAAGAAGAACAAAUGGAAGACAAUUUUCUUACUGAAAACCUCAAUAAGUUAGUUUUGUCAGAUGAGGAAGCGAGCUUUGGGAAUGAACCAGAUUACAAGGAAAAACAUUUUCAAAUGAGAGAAUUUAGAGCACCUCAGUUUUCUAACUCUGAAAAUGUUGCAAAAGAUCUACCUAUAGAUUCACUGGAAGGAGAUGAUUUUGAGACGGAAUUCUCAUUUCUGAACAGCCUUCUAAGUCCUGGUUUUUCAAGUACUGGUGAAUUUACCCAAGAAUGCCAGACUGCUUUUGGGAGCCCCAUUGCCAGUUUCACGUCCCAGGAGCCUUCUGUGGGGUCUGAGCCUCUUGCUCAUUCCUCUCGAUUCCUUCCCUCACAACUCUUUGACCUUGGCCUUCAUGCUGCUGGAGCUUUCAACAGCUGGGUCUCCCAAGAAGGAUCAGAACUUCCUCUUUCACAUAUUGAUAACCAGCCAGUGCCUUCACAGAGUCAAAAGAAAUUAACAAGAUCCCCCAACAGUGGUAGUCAAGACAUGUCAGCCUGGUUCAAUCUAUUUGCAGACUUGGAUCCUCUUUCAAACCCAGAUGCUAUUGGACACUCAGAUGAUGAACUUCUUAAUGCUUGA
Molecule: messenger RNA, 1443 nt
Organism: Propithecus coquereli (Coquerel's sifaka)
Lineage: Eukaryota; Metazoa; Chordata; Mammalia; Primates; Indriidae
Gene: ICA1L
Product: islet cell autoantigen 1,69kDa-like
Exons: 12
Coding region: 1-1443 (480 amino acids)
Biological process (GO): regulation of transport
Cellular component (GO): Golgi apparatus
Molecular function (GO): protein domain specific binding
Source: RefSeq, a predicted model, not a curated record